AAAAAAAAAGACAAAGACACAGACGGUAUCACGCACGACGCAAGCGCAAAGUUUCUUGACAAUGGCAAAUCUUAUCUUGACGAACGAAGAACGCGCGUCUUGAUAACGGAGAUUCAUACGGACUUUGGGCUAAGUUGCGUUACCAGACAAUUGUACCAGACAAGAAAAGAAGAAGAGACUCUCGUCUCGACAAACGCACAAUUGCACGUUAAUCGGAGGAGCACAUUAGCGUGUGUAUCGAAAAAUCUUAUAACUAAUUCAGGAUUUUCGGAUAUGUGUUUCGGUGUUACGGCGCGAAUUUAAAGAAACUCGUCGAGUUAAUUUUCUGAGUAAUCAAUUUUGUUUUCAAUUCGCAAUUUAUUUUUUAAUCAAAAGAGAGAGGGAGAGAGAGAAAAGAAGAAGAAAAUUCAAUCAAGAAGAUAGUAAACUAGAACAUUGCAAACGAAAACUUGCGAGGAAAAAAAUAACACAACUACCAGUGCAAGAUGAAUGCUUCGACAUUCGUGAAAAAUAAUUGCGAUUCAGAAGGUACAAGUAAUACAGAAAAUACGACUGCCGUGUGUGUGGACAAUAAGUUGCUUUAUCUGCUCUUCGAAAGUAUAUCAUACAGUGUACAAACAAAAAUUUUAACAAAGGAGGAAAAAAAGCUAAUUAAUGAUCUUCAUGGAGACUUUCGUCCGGGUGAACUUACAGCUAUUAUGGGUCUUUCAGGAGCUGGAAAAUCUACUUUAAUGGACAUCCUAGCAGGUUUUACAAUAACUUCAGUCACCGGUAAAAUUAUGAUAAACGGACGGGAAAGAAACAUAUCCGAAUUUCGUAAGUUGUCCGCUUAUAUAAUGCAGAAUGACUAUCUUCAACCACUUUUGACAGUGCAGGAAGCAAUGUUCGUCGCUGUCGAUCUCAAACUGAACUUAAAUCGUUAUCAAAAAUUGCAAAAGAUCGACAAAAUAUUAGUAUCAAUGGGUCUCAAUGGGUCUCGCCACACGCUUACUGGCGAGCUGAGCGGAGGUGAAAGAAAAAGACUUGCCAUCGCGCUCGAACUGAUCAAUAAUCCACCUGUUAUGUUCUUCGAUGAACCCACCAGCGGACUAGAUAGCGCUACCUCAAAACAGUGCGUAGAACUUUUGAAGCAAUUAGCGCAAGAAGGACGAACAAUAAUUUGUACAAUUCAUCAGCCAAAUGCGACGCUCUUCAAUAUGAUAGAUCAUCUGUACGUAGUCGCCGAUGGAAAUUGCGUGUACACUGGCGCCACUCACAAUUUAGUAUCGUAUCUAAGUAGUCACGGAUUGCACUGUCCAACGCAUUACAAUCCUAUUGAAUUUCUGAUGGAAAUAUGCAACGGAGAUUAUGGUCUUCACAUACCCAAGCUGAUAGAAUCGAUCAAAAACGGCAAAAGUGACGUAUGGAGAUCAGCAAAAACUUUUAUUUCACAACAGAAUACUCCGAUAAGAUUAUAUUCCUUCGAAAACGAAUUCAAACACACUCCACAUUAUGCCACCAAUUUUUGGAAGCAGCUUUGCGUCCUCGUCAAGAGAAAUACAAUUAGAUUAUUUCGAGAUAAGAUGUUAACACUCACGCGGAUCUCAAUGCAUUUCGCGAUCGCACUGCUGGUCGGCGUUUUAUAUUUCAAAAUCGGCCAAGACGCCACUUAUGUUUUAGAUAAUUUUAACCUGCUGUUCUUUAGCGUUAUGUUUCUCAUGUACAGUGCAUUUAGCGCCACAAUGAUCACGUUUCCCUCAGAGUUACCAAUACUUAUGCGCGAGCAUUUCAAUCGUUGGUAUGAACUACGAUCGUACUACUUAGCGAACAAAUUGGCCGAUUUUCCAAUCCAGCUUACUGCCACGUUUAUUUAUACGAUCGUAGUGUACUAUAUGACCGAUCAAGUUCCUGAAAGUAAAAGGCUUGGUUUGUACAUGCUCAUGUGUUUUAUUAUCAGCCUCGUAGCGCAAGCGGUUGGACUCAUUAUAGGAUCGGGUCUGAAAGUUCAGAACAGCGUUAUUUUUGGACCGUUUGUGAUUAUGCCAUUUGUGAUAUUUAGUGGUUUCUUUGUGCGUCUCAAAGAUGUGCAGCCUUAUUUACAUUGGCUGUUUCACAUGUCGUUUCUUAAAUACGGCUUUGAGGGUGUUAUGAUAGCGAUUUACGGAUACGAUCGGGAGAAAUUGAAGUGCUCGACAGAUUAUUGCCAUUUCGCUAUCCCCGAAAAACUUCUCGCAGAGAUGGAUAUGAAGCAUGUGAAUUACUGGCUAAAUAUGACAAUAUUGAUAGCGCUCUGUGUUGCCUUAGAUGUUAUAGCAUAUGCUAUAUUAGAUAUGAAAGUGAAGAAACGAAUUUAGCACAGAAUUAGAGAAUUAAUAAUAAAAAUUGAUAUAAAUUUUUUACAAUUAUAUAUACAUAUGAUAAAAGAUUCGUGCAAAUAAGAUUUUUUUUACUGCAACUUGUAAAGACUGACUUCUAUGACCCAUUACAUGUGAGAUUACACAUUUAUAUCUUGCAUAUU
Messenger RNA from Pseudomyrmex gracilis, 2497 nucleotides. RefSeq names its product ATP-binding cassette sub-family G member 1-like. The transcript has 10 exons. Gene Ontology annotation, cellular component: plasma membrane. The record is from RefSeq and is a predicted model, not a curated record. NCBI's taxonomy places the organism in Eukaryota, Metazoa, Arthropoda, Insecta, Hymenoptera, Formicidae. Bases 486 to 2333 code for a protein of 615 amino acids. Gene Ontology annotation, molecular function: ATP hydrolysis activity; ABC-type transporter activity; ATP binding.